Molecule: messenger RNA, 1992 nt
Organism: Talaromyces rugulosus
Lineage: Eukaryota; Fungi; Ascomycota; Eurotiomycetes; Eurotiales; Trichocomaceae
Exons: 3
Source: RefSeq, a predicted model, not a curated record
AUGGACUUAACAAUCAAAUGCUCCAACUGCAGCCGCGAUGUCGAGAUCUCGGCCAUGGGAGAGCAUGUUUGCGAUCCACUAGACGAAGCACCACCGUCGCAACCACAGGCCGUCAAGCAAUCGAGACCAGAACCUAUAGACCCAGUAGUCGCCAACCAGCCAUUUUUAUCCCCUGAAUAUGGGACUCCUCCAGGUGGCCAGGGAAGCCAACCUGUCACGCCGCGAUUCUCGCCUUUGCGCAGCAACCCGCCUCCGCUAUCAACCGGUCCUUCUUCUCCAGAGUUCUCAAGUGACGAUAGUAGUCUAUUCAUGAGUGAUCAUUCUACGAGCACCAGUCCUCAUCCAGUCAGCUCAAUUCGAGCUGCCCUCAGCCCAACAACAGUCACACCUUCUCCGCUUCGCUCAACAAUACUCUCUCAAGCACCUACAGUCAAUAGUGACAGUGCCGUGACCGAUGUAUCGGAUACCAACCUCAGCCGCUCCCCAUCCUUGGAGAGCAAGAGCACAUACAGGACAUCAGUGUCAAGCAGACGCUACCGAGACUCGGGCUCGACGUCUGUCUCUGCCAAAUCACCCCGGAGACCGUCCCUGAGCAGCGCACGUAGUCCGAGAACCAUGCCUAUUGAAAUUCCUCCGGUCCCCGCGGGUCCAUUGGCGGGUUCAGCACUCUCCACCAGCCCGCGAAAGUCGAGAAGAGCCGGCUAUAGUGGCUUCGAUUUUGGCUUGACCGACGAGAUGCAAGAAGAGCUACAAAAAUUGGGUGAAAAUCUGGCUUCUUCGGCUGAGAUACAUCAACUGACCCGGGCGCAAACUUUGCCCACGCUGAAUGAAGCAAAUAACUUGGAUGUCAUUGACAACGCCUUGACGAAGUGGCCCUCGCAGCCAUCGCCCACCGUUCCUGGUCGCCCUUAUAUACCUAAUCCAUCGGCAACCCAGACACCGCAGGAAGUUGCUGGAGAAGGCAAAGGCGUUGCGAAUGAGUCCAACUAUGUUAGAGGUUUAGGGCUUGAUAGCAAUGUGUACCAUACCACGGGAGCGUCAACCUCGUCAAAUGAGUCUUCUCCUUCUGACAUGGGAAGUGGCAGCUCGCUAUCUAGCCCUCCAUCUGAAGACGACCGGAAACCCGCCGACUUGAGCCAGAUUGAUUCGAUGCUACACGAUCUCGAAUUAGACCAGGUCCGCGUUCAUGAGAUCAAGCCCCCAACUGAUGUCAAGCCUCCAAAAACGGAACAAACAAGUCCGGUAGAAGAAAAGCCAUCUUCUCCAAAAUCCCCUUUGCGGAAAAAGACGUCUCGGGAACUGAUGGGGGAGGGAAUCGUGCGGCCGACCACUGCAGGAGGGCAGAAAAAACGCUGCCGGGGCUGCGGACAAGGCAUUACCGGCAAAUCUGUUUCCUCGGCCGAUGGCCGAUUGACUGGCAGAUACCACAAGGGCUGUUUUGUUUGCUUCACUUGUGGGUCUGCCUUUGAAACCGCCGACUUUUACGUUCUGGAUGAUCACCCUUAUUGCGCACAACAUUACCACGAACACAACGGCUCGGUUUGUGGCACUUGCAAACAAGGUGUCGAGGGCCAGUACUUAGAAAGCCAGGGACCAGCAGGUCGGCAGAAAUUCCACCCACACUGCUUGACCUGCCGCACGUGUCGUGUUGUUCUACGUGGCGAUUAUUUUGAGUGGAAUGGCUCUGUUUAUUGUGAGCGUGACGCUCGACGGGCGGCCGCAGUGUCAGCACCGCCUCCGGGGAGAAGACGGCCAAUGAUGCCUUCGUCACCUUUGGCUGGCCCUCCUGGAUAUCCGCCGGGCCCUCCACCUCCUGGUUUCAGAGGACCGCCUCGUCGGGGUGGUCCUUUAGGGCCUCCAGGGCCUCGAGGUCCCCCAGGCCCGCCAGGACGGGGCAUGGGCCGACCACCACCUCCACCAAGUCAGGGAGGAUUAGCUCCUCCCAGCGGUGCUCGACGCUUCCCUGAAAGAAGAACCACGAAGUUGAUGAUG